AAUUUGUCUGCUUUGUCCGCGCCUGUCCUGCGUGGUGUUGCACGGCGUAUUGGUACUAAAAGAUCCGACGCGCGAAAUAAAGAACGCAGUGUCGAUGCAAUUGUAUCUCAUUUCGCUUCUCGACGCACAGAGCUCGCAAGCAUGUCAGAUGAUAUCCUCUUCAAGAGUCUCUUGACCGCAUCAGUCCCACCUGCUUGCACAAGAUCACGGGGCACUUUACUUGCUGCUGAGUUUCAGAACUUGUACGGUCUCAAUUUGGCAACUACUCUACUCUCUCAUCGAAAAACGUGUGAUGCACUCGCUAAUCAUGCCCGGCAACGCGCACUACACCUAUUUCAUGCUGGAGCAAGUGUUUUGGAUAAGGCUGCUUUCUAUCAAAUUCUUGCUCAUGAGUUUGGCGUGCUCGUUACUGGACGUUUGUCACAGGAAAUUGUCUCGCGCUCUGUCAAGGACAUGUUAGUCCAUCUAGAAUGCAAAUAGAAUGCGCUGGCAGAGGUGAGAGAUAUUCGUACAGAUCGAGAGCGGGAAUGACCGAUGCCUGUUUCAAAAGCAGUCAUUUCGGCGUAUGCAGUUGCAGCCUACACGAAGAAAGCUCUCCAUUAUCCCAAAGGCAAAAGGAAGACUACUAACGAGCUCGGAGGUCAGUCACCUGCUAAGAACUCAAAGUUAUUGAUGUCAAAUUUCAAGUAGUGCUGCAUCUGAUCUGCGUAUAUCGAUAGACUGUUUACUACCAAUCCGUCGUCAUUUCUUGAAGUUGAAGUCGGGGACUGGC
Messenger RNA from Suillus subalutaceus, 772 nucleotides. RefSeq lists its product as uncharacterized. The annotation marks the transcript as partial. The transcript is spliced from 6 exons. The record is from RefSeq and is a predicted model, not a curated record. Lineage: Eukaryota; Fungi; Basidiomycota; Agaricomycetes; Boletales; Suillaceae.